AUGGAGAAUAAGCUCAGCAAGCUCAAAUCAUGGAAGGCAACAUCCCCACUAACAGCAGAGGCAAUCAACAAUAGUCUCUCAGGACUAGAGGAUCUGUACAAGUGUACAGAUGAACUUCUCGAUUUGCCGCUGACCCAACAAGCCCUCUGUCCCCACCAGCAAGGGAGAUGGUUCAAUAUGUCAUUGGAUAUAUCGGACAGGCUUCUUGACGUUUGUUGCAUUACAAGAGAUCUGAUGUCACAAAUUAAGGAACAUUCUAGAGAUAUUCAAUCAGCUCUCCGAAGAAGAAAAGGAGAUUUAAGCAUUGAAAGCAGCAUUGUUAAAUACCGUACCUUUAGAAAGAAGAUGAAGAAGGAAGCAAAGAAGUUGAUUGCAGCAAUGAAGGAAACGGAUAACAAGAUUGGAGCCUCACCAGUCACAGAACAAGAUCACCACGUCUCCCCGGUGAUUACAGCACUUAGAGAAGUCACUGCAAUUAGCAUCUCUGUCUACCAUUCCAUUCUCUUGUUCUUGUCUGCACCAGUUUCUAGGCCAAAGUCCAGAAGAUGGUCUGCGAUUUCCAAGUUCUUGCACAAAGGUAGAGUAGCUCCUGAAGAUCAGCAGCAUAAUAUGAGUGAGUUGGAAAGUGCAGAUUUUGCAUUGGACAUCCUAUACAGAUGUGGUUCAAGUGAUGGGGAUAACAUGCAGAUUGCACAAGCUAGUCUGGAGCAAUUGGAGGCUAGCAUUGGAUCCAUUGAGAAUGGCUUGGAGUGCUCAUUUAGGCACUUGAUCAAAGCAAGGGCGUCUCUUCUGAACCUAGUAUCCAAAUAA
Molecule: messenger RNA, 810 nt
Organism: Diospyros lotus (date-plum)
Lineage: Eukaryota; Viridiplantae; Streptophyta; Magnoliopsida; Ericales; Ebenaceae
Exons: 1
Coding region: 1-810 (269 amino acids)
Biological process (GO): shoot system development; root development
Source: RefSeq, a predicted model, not a curated record